AUGAGUAUUAAUAUUGGAAAGAAAGGUUUCGGAACCAUGUCUAUGACAUGGACUGUCCAUCCACAACCAUUAGCUGAAUCAAUUAAAACUUUACAACAUGUUAGAACUAAAUAUGGUGUUAAAUUUUUCAAUGGUUCUACCUUUUACCACGUUGGUCCAGAAAGAUUGAACUUGAAGUUAUUAAGAGAAUUUGCAAUUGCAGCCAAAGAUCCUGAAUUGAUCUUCUCAAUCAAAGGUGGUACUAGUCGUGAAGAUUUCAGAAAACCUGCUACUGACAAACAAGGUAUUGAAGAUGAUAUGCAAUUAUUAGAUGAAUUCUUUGGUGAUUUAAACCCAAAACCUAAAUUGAUUUAUCAAGUUUCAAGAGUUGGUCCACUUCCUUACGAUCAAACAAUUGGUUAUAUUCAGGAACAUGUCAAAACUGGUAGAAUUGAUGGUAUUUCUAUAAGUGAAGUUGGUGUUGAAUCAAUCAAAAAAGCUGUAUCUGUUGCUCCAAUCUCAUGUGUUGAGGUUGAAGUUUCAUUAUUUUCCCAAGAUAUUAUUGAGAACGGUAUUUUAGCUGAAGCUGCCAAACAUGGUAUCACUAUUGUCCCAUAUUCUCCGUUAUGUAGAGGUAUUUUAACUGAUCAUGCUGUUGAAACUGAUUUCUUGAAUAAUAUCCCAGAAGGUGACAUUAGAUCUUUCAUCAAAUUAGAUAAAUUCCAACCAGAAAACUUUGAAAAGAAUAAAGUUUGUUUAGACAAAUUAUAUGAUUAUGCUCAUAAGAAAAAGAAUACCACUUUAGAAAGUUUAGCUUUAAGUUACUUGAAUGGAUUAUCUGGUCUCAAAGAAUUUGAAGGUAUUAAAAACUUACCACAAUUCGUUCCAAUUCCUUCAGGUAAGUCAAUCGAAAGAGUUGACCAAAAUUAUUCCAAUUUAAUUGAUUUAUCUCCAGAAGAUAUUUCAGAAAUUCAAACUAUCUUGAAAGAAAACAAAGUCGUUGGUUCAAGAUAUAAUGCUCAAAUGGAAAGAACAUUAAAUGGCUAG
Messenger RNA from Yamadazyma jaroonii, 1026 nucleotides. The record is from the annotation of a GenBank genome assembly. NCBI's taxonomy places the organism in Eukaryota, Fungi, Ascomycota, Pichiomycetes, Serinales, Debaryomycetaceae.